Cordyceps fumosorosea ARSEF 2679 is the source of this 273-nucleotide messenger RNA. RefSeq lists its product as hypothetical. The record is from RefSeq and is a predicted model, not a curated record. The transcript is spliced from 4 exons. Bases 1 to 273 code for a protein of 90 amino acids. Lineage: Eukaryota; Fungi; Ascomycota; Sordariomycetes; Hypocreales; Cordycipitaceae.
AUGCCGUCCACCGAACACAACGAACCCUUUGAGGAGGGCAAGGAAAACUCCCACAGCCAGACUGAUCCCAAGGAUCAGCGCUCCAUUGCCAACAGACUAGCCGCGGAAACGCGAGCCAGCGAAGAGGGCGACGUCCCCGAGACGGCGAGGAUGAAGGAGGACCCUACCGCGCCGGCGAGGGAGCACGGCAACGAGCCCUCGAGGGGCGCCAAGAUUGACGCGAAGAUUCAGCAAGAGGAGCAGGCCGAGCUGGAGCGCAAGGGCAAGGCAUAG